CCACCUCCUUUUGCGCCGGGUCCGAGCUGCGGGCCGCGCUUCUGGCGCUCCACGCUGCGGCCGUUCGAAGCAAUGAUUAACCCGGCGGGCCAGCCGGCGCGGGGCCCGGGGCGGAGGCGCGGGGCCGGGGCGGGACCCCGGAGGGCCGCUCGGCUUCCUGCUCUCGCCCAAGUUUCCUCGUAGAGGGCUCAGUGCCGGCCGGGGCCCGCGGCGCGGCGUGGCGCAGGGCGCGGCGGCGGGCGCGCGUGGGCGCGGAGCGGGCCGCCGGGGUCACCAUGAGGACUCUCCGCAGGUUGAAGUUCAUGAGUUCGCCCAGCCUCAGUGACCUGGGCAAGAGAGAGCCGGCUACUGCCGGCGCGGACGAGCGGGGCACGCAGCAGCGCCGGGCCUGCGCCAACGCCACCUGGAACAGCAUCCACAACGGGGUCAUCGCCGUCUUCCAGCGCAAGGGGCUGCCUGACCAGGAACUCUUCAGCCUCAACGAAGGCGUCCGGCAACUCCUGAAGACAGAGCUGGGGUCGUUCUUCACCGAGUACCUGCAGAACCAGCUGCUGACGAAAGGCAUGGUGAUCCUGCGGGACAAGAUCCGCUUCUAUGAGGGACAGAAACUGCUGGACUCGCUGGCAGAGACGUGGGACUUCUUCUUCAGUGACGUGCUGCCCACGCUGCAGGCCAUCUUCUACCCAGUGCAGGGCAAGGAGCCGUCCGUGCGCCAGCUCGCCCUGCUGCACUUCCGGAACGCCAUCACCCUGAGCGUGAAGCUGGAGGAUGCGCUGGCCCGCACCCAUGCCCGUGUGCCCCCCGCCAUCGUGCAGAUGCUGCUGGUGCUGCAGGGAGUGCAUGAGUCCCGGGGCGUGACCAAGGACUACUUGCGCCUAGAGACGCUGAUCCAGAAGGUGGUGUCGCCCUACCUGGGCACCUACGGCCUCUACUCCAGCAAGGGCCCGUUCACACAUUCCUGCAUUCUUGAGAAGCACUUCCUGCGCCGCUCCCGCUCAGGGGAUGUGCUGGCCAAGAACCCAGUGGUGCGCUCCAAGAGCUACAACACCCCGUUGCUGAACCCCGUGGCAGAGCAUGAGGCUGAGGGAGCAGCAGCUGGCGGCCCCGGCAUCCGCAGACACUCCGUCUCAGAGAUGACGUCCUGCCCGGAACCCCAGGGCUUCUCUGACACACCUGGCCAGGCUCCCCCUGGGGCCUUAAGAUCCUCUGUGGGUCUCCAGUCGGGGCCCUGCCCCAGCAGACUGUACCCCCCUGCCCAGCCCCCCGAGCCUGGCCCAGGCGCGGCCCACCCCUCCCCGCCCUCCUCCAGUCCAGAGAACCUGGUGGACCAGAUCUUGGAGUCCGUGGACUCGGAUUCAGAAGGGAUCUUCAUUGACUUUGGCCGGGGCCGGGGCUCGGGCUCAUCGGAGUUUGAGGGGGCCGGGGGUCGGCAGAGCAUCGUGUGAGGGCCUCGAGUUUCUGCUGACCCCGUGUGUGUGCCUGGGGGUUAUGUGUGUGCAAGAGUUUUUUUUACUCUGUCCCGGCCAGUCGGCUGUGGGUCCCAGCCACUGUGCCAUUCCGGAGUCAUCGUUGGAGAAAGCGUCACCCCCCGGGCCCCCGGCCCUGCUCCGUUUGGGGCGUGUGUUGGCCGCUCCAGUGACCUCACUGGGUCAUCAGGAGCACCGGUCCGCCCUGUGUGCACGGAGCAGACCUGGCCGCCACCCCCAACCUGCCCCAGCCUGCCAGCGUCCACACCCACAGAGACAACACUGUGGCCCAGCCAGGUUUCCAGAAUAAUUCCCAGAGCAAGGGGGGUCGGUAGCAGACCCGCCUUCCCCCUUCCCACUCACCUGAGCCCUGUGAGGCCACAGCAUGA
Messenger RNA from Enhydra lutris kenyoni (northern sea otter), 1855 nucleotides. RefSeq names its product proline rich 5. Gene Ontology annotation, cellular component: TORC2 complex. The record is from RefSeq and is a predicted model, not a curated record. NCBI's taxonomy places the organism in Eukaryota, Metazoa, Chordata, Mammalia, Carnivora, Mustelidae. Gene Ontology annotation, biological process: TORC2 signaling. The transcript has 8 exons. The coding region runs from base 276 to 1445 and encodes 389 amino acids.